Molecule: messenger RNA, 3325 nt
Organism: Pipistrellus kuhlii (Kuhl's pipistrelle)
Lineage: Eukaryota; Metazoa; Chordata; Mammalia; Chiroptera; Vespertilionidae
Gene: CABLES1
Product: Cdk5 and Abl enzyme substrate 1
Exons: 10
Coding region: 515-2197 (560 amino acids)
Biological process (GO): regulation of cell cycle; nervous system development
Cellular component (GO): cytosol
Source: RefSeq, a predicted model, not a curated record
GGAGUGUCCUCGCCGCCCUCCCUGGUCCCGCGAGUCCCGGGAGCCACCACCCUCCCGGGAAGCGCGGACGUCCGGGCGGGUCCCGCCCGCCACCCGCUCACUUUCUCUUCCUCCUCCCCCCACCCCCCCGCGGCCUCCGCCGCCCGCCGCCCGCGGCUUUGUUUUCCCGCAGGUCCCGCCGCACGUGACACUGAGCGCCGGAGCGGGGCGCUCGGAGCGCGGCGUGGGGCGCGCGCCUAUAAAUACGGACUCGGGCCCGCGGCCGGGAGCGCGGGAGGAGCGGCGCACCGACCGGCCGCCCGGGCCCGCGGCCGGCAGCCGGGAGCCGGCAGCCAGGAGCCAGGAGCCGCGCGUGGGCCGCCAGGGGCCGGCAUGGGCCGCCCGCGGGGGGGCCGGGCCGCCGCGCACGCCGCCCGCGCCCCGCGCCCUGCCCAGCCCGGGCCGCCGCUCGCGCCCGCCGCUUAGCCGGGGCCGCGGACAGACUCCCCGCGGACAGACCGCCGCCUCGGGCACCAUGGCGGCCGCCGCCACCCCCGGCCCCGCCGCCUGCAGCACCGACGCCCCGGGCGCCGGCGGAGCGCAGCCGCCGCCCCCGCCCCCGCCCGCGGCCGCGGCCGCCGCGCCGGCCCGGCCGCCGGAGCCCCGGAAGCCGCGCGUGGACCCGCGGCGCCGCCGCGCCGCCCUCUCCUUCCUCACCCGCAUCUCGCUGGACGGGCGGCCGCCGCUGCAGGACGAGGAGGGCGGUGGCGAGGACCGCGGCGCCCGGGGCCGGCUCAGCCCGCUCGCCGCGGCGGGCACGGCGCCGCCGGAGGCCGGACCGGGGCCCUGCCUUCCGCAGCCCGUCCCGCCGCCCCCCGCCCCCGGCGGCCCCGCCGCGCUGCCCAGCCCCGCCGCCCGCGCGCCGGCGCCCGACGGGCCGGAGGAGCCCGAGGAGGACGACGCCUUCGCGGGCGCGCAGGGGCCCGUGGCCGCCUUCCUGGGCCCCGCGACCCCGGGGGGCGGCGGCAGCCGGAGCCGCCUCGGCUCGUUCACUCCGGGGAUCCUGCCCGUCGCCUUCGCCAGGCCGACCUCGCAGCCCCUGUGCGCCCUGGAGGGCCCGGCGUGCGGCGCCAGCGCCCUGGAGCAGCUGCAGCGGUCCCGACGUCGGCUCAUCUCGCAGAGGUCCUCGCUGGAGACGCUGGAAGACAUUGAGGAGAAUGCCCCCCUGCGCAGAUGUCGGACUCUCUCCGGUUCGCCCAGACCCAAGAGCUUCAAGAAGAUACAUUUUAUCAAGAACAUGCGGCAGCACGACACGAGGAACGGCAGAAUCGUCCUCCUCAGCGGCAGGCGGUCCUUCUGCAGCGUCUUCUCGGUGCUGCCGUAUCGGGACGGUGCCCAGCCCGGGGACCUGAAGUCGGACGGAGGGCGACAGUCAGUGGGUGCCAUGAGCCUGAAGGAGGUCAUCGGCCUGGAGGGCGUGGAGCUGGGCGCUGACGGGAAGACGGUGUCCUACACCCAGUUCCUGUGGCCCACCAACGCCCUGGGCGCCCGGAGGGCCACCAUCGACUCCACCUGCUCCUUCUCCCACCUCCGCACCCUGAGCCACCGCAGCCUCUCGCUGGGCCGGGCCAGCAGCACCCAGGGGAGCCUCGACGCAGGCAGCGACCUGGGAGACUUCGUGGACUACGACCCCAACCUCCUGGACGACCCCCAGUGGCCGUGCGGGAAGCACAAGCGGGUGCUCAUCUUCCCGUCCUACAUGACCACAGUGAUCGCCUACGUGAAGCCCUCGGACCUCAAGAAGGACAUGAACGAGGCGUUCCGGGAGCGGUUCCCCCACAUCAAGCUCACGCUCAGCAAGAUCAGGAGCCUGAAGCGGGAGAUGCGGAAGCUGGCGCAGGAGGACUGCGGCCUCGAGGAGCCCACGGUGGCCGCGGCCUUCGUCUACUUCGAGAAGCUGGCCCUCAGGGGGAAGCUCAACAAGCAGAACCGCAAGCUCUGUGCGGGGGCCUGCGUGCUGCUGGCCGCCAAGAUCAGCAGCGACCUCCGGAAGCACGAGGUCAAGCACCUGAUCGAUAAGCUGGAGGAGAAGUUCCGGCUGAACAGACGCGAGCUGAUUGCCUUCGAGUUCCCCGUGUUGGUGGCCUUGGAGUUCGCCCUGCACCUGCCGGAGCACGAGAUCAUGCCCCACUACAGACGCCUGGUCCAGAGCUCCUAGCGCGGCCGGCACUCACUGGUGCCUGCGUUCCUGGUGCCGCGGACUCCCAGCACAGGUCCGGCUGAUGCUUCCCAGGCAGAGGCUGUGCUGCCACCGGAGACUCGUUCCCGAGCAGAGCUCAGCGCACGGCCUCUCCUCCCAACACGCUGUGUGGAGGCUGUGCGGGCACCUUUAGGGAGUCCCGUCUGCCGCCGGGCGGGGAGGCCUGGGCGGAGACACGGUGGCCCUCCGGCUCCACCAGCGAGAGUUCCUACCGGCCCCCAGUCCUCCUCCUCCCGGCACACAGACCGGCGGCCGGUCCAAACUCCCCCCGCCAAGUCUGAGCGUCACGCUGGAGCCGAGCGGGGCAGACCGCCUGGACACGGAGGGAAGCUUUGCAAAGGCCCUCACGGUGGAGGGGCCAGUGUCUGCCAGCUGUUGGAGGGCGCUGUCCCCGGGGCCUGUGCCAGUGUGUCUGAGCAAGGCUGCCUCGGCCCCGAGCCGCAGCCAGCCUGCCCUCAGCACAGACCUCGCCGGGCCCCCCCGGGGGCUGCCGCCUGGGGCCUGUGCCCGAGGGGUUCACGUGGUUUGGAGAACCUCGAGGAGCCAUCGCUCUCGGUACCAGAGUGUCUGACACGUGUGCCCCAGACGGUGACCGGGCUUCUGUCACCCCCCCACUCGGGGAAGCGGUCCGUUCUCGUGUCGGGGCCCCAUGGGGAGGGCGCAGGCGGCUCCACACCGUCCGGCAUCCCCCUCACACCCGUGUUUCCCCCCCACCACGGGCCCGGCGGGGGCCGCGCUCCGUGGUGGGCUCGGUGCUCUAUGUUAGAGUGCACGCUAGGCACUUUGUUGUGCUGUAUGUACAUACAUUCCGUGUUUUAUAGAAUCCAGAACAAGGGUAAGGCACACGGUUUGUGUUUGAGGCGUUCAGCCAGCUGGGACCAGCUGCCUCAGGCCAAGGCCGUGCCCGUUGGAGAGGGUCCCUGUGCGGGCGGUGCUGACGGCUGGGACCACCUGUGCGUCACCAACCAGCGUGUCACCACCGCCGUCACCACGCCGUCCCCUAAAGCCCGCGAGAAGCCCCACCAAGGUUCGCCGCAGGGAGGCCUGUGGCCACGUAAAGAGAAUUAAAGUAUUUUAUUGUUUCUA